AUGGCGUCCUACCGCGACAGAGAUCGCCCUCGCGACAACAACAGCAGUAACAAUAACAACAACAACAACUACAGCCGAGACAGAGAUAGAUACCAACCACAGCCUCCUUCUCACCGGCGCAACGACCGCGGCGGCGGAGCGGACACCUACAACCCUACAUACUCGGCGCCGCCGCCACCCGUGUACCCUCCCGCUCCUGGCCAAGGCCCGCCGCUGGCGCAGCGCGUGUCGGGGUACCGGGACGACCGCUCUGGUCGUGCAAAUGGAUAUGGGAAUGGAGGUGGUGGUGGGAGGGAUGACCCGCGACGGGGCCAGCAGCAGAGGGAUGAGUUUAGGCCGCCGCAGGGUGAAUUCACGUUUCGCGCACCGGCGCCGGGAGGGUCGGAUUCGUAUCGGCCUGGGCAGGAGCGGUUUCCUCCACCCCGCGAGUUCUCCCGCAAUAACGACUCUCAUGGACCCUCGAAGCGUGGACUGUUCGAUCGAGAUGGCAGAUCAGGUGCGCGCGGACGCGGGGGUCGCCUGGCAAACCGACCCCACGACGGGCGGCGCCGACAGCCGUGGUCUAGGAAAGCCGCGGACAGAGCGCUGCUCCAACCGGGCGUCAACGACCAGCACGCCGAACUUAUGCUGGGCGACUUGUCUGCGCGCGCCACGUACCGCGCCCUCGAUGAGAUGUCCGACUCUGACGAGGCGGAGAUGGAGAUAUCCGGGGAGGAAUCUGAAGGCGACUCGGAUUCCGAGGGCGCAGACCGUGCUGCGAAGCGUGUCAAGACGUCUGCGGCUGCCGAGAAGGAGUCCAGUCAGGAAGAGCAAGCCCCGAAAUGGUCGAAUCCCGAUCCUUACACGGCACUGCCUCCCCCAGACGAGCAGUCGCGCAAGAAGCUCAAUAUGGUGCAGCUAAUCCGCAAGGCGCGGGUCGAAGCUGAGGCCAAGAAGGGCUUAGACAAAGACGAGUCGGCCGACUUUAUCGCGUGCGACUUUAGCGAUGACGACGACGAACCACCAACGAACGGUAACUCGCUGGCUCCGGCGUUCGCACCCAAAGGCCCCAGUGCAUCUAGAGCCCCUGCGAACCUGCCUCCCAGGCCACCGUCGCCACGAACUCACAGACCACCUCCGCCUCCCCCUCCACCUCCGCGGGACGAUGAGCCACGUAUGGCUAAUGGUAAGGCCAAGGGUAGAGAGCCAGUCGACAUGACCCCCUCUGCGUCACUCGGUAACAGGAAACGCGGCAUAGAUGAUGUAAUCAAGAUGCCACACGCGACACUGAAGCGCGUCAACCGGGCACCAACAACCGGCAAGAUCAUCAGUGACUGGGCUGCGCGCGGCGAUGAGGUCCCUUGCCCCUGGGCUACACGAGACCACUCCGACACGCCUAACAUGGGCGUGCGGCUACACAAGGAGAUCAUCGACUUCUACAACUACGUGCGGCCUCGCGAGUUUGAAGAGGAUGUGCGCAAUCUUAUGCUUUCCAAGCUCGAGGCAGUCGUCAAGUCUAAGAUCCGCGACGCCGUCCUGCUGCCAUUUGGUUCGUUCAAGUCGGGACUCUACCUGCCAACGGCGGACAUGGAUAUUGCCAUUUGCUCGCAAAAGUUUGUCGAUGGAGGGCCCUCGAAACUGCACACAAAGGGCAACCUCUACGCCCUGCGCGCGCAUCUCGUCAAGCAUCAGAUCCCAUACAAGUCCGAGGUCGAGCUCAUCUUGCACGCCAAAGUGCCGCUGCUAAAGUACACGGACGCGGCCACUGGUCUCAAGGUGGACGUCUCGUUUGAGAAGAUGGACGGCCAUAAUGCCAUCAAAACCUUCUUGGAUUGGAAGGCAAUGUAUCCGGCCAUGCCCAUGCUUGUCGCUGUCGUCAAGCAGUUUCUCGCAAUGCGCGGGUUGAACGAACCUGUCAAUGGAGGCAUCGGAGGUUUUACGAUUAUAUGCCUGGUAGUUCACCUUCUCAACUCGAUGCCACAGAUCCAGAGCGGCAGUAUGAUACCUGAGCACCAUCUUGGCGAGGUGCUGAUGGAGUUCUUUGACUACUAUGGCAAUCACUUCCAGUAUGAGACAGUGGCAAUCCGGAUGAACCCACCUGGACUGCUCAACAAGGCCGACUCAAGCACAGUCGUGUAUCGUAACCUCGACCGGUUGUCGAUCAUCGACCCCAACAAUCCCGACAACGACAUUUCGGGCGGCUCGUCAAACACGAGGACCAUUAUGAAGAACUUUGCCGAUGCCGCCGCCCUGCUCAAGCGGCACAUGGCUGACAUGGCGUCUAGCAAACGCCAUGGGAAGCAUGCCUACCGUCCUUUACUCGAACCUUUAUUGGGUGGCAAGUACUCACAAUUCCAGAUCCAGCGCGACUGGAUCCACAAGCUUGCAGUUGAAGGCUUCCCUGCGCCGGGGUCCUCACAACAGUACCGUGGCAGGUGA
Microdochium trichocladiopsis is the source of this 2418-nucleotide messenger RNA. RefSeq lists its product as uncharacterized. Bases 1 to 2418 code for a protein of 805 amino acids. NCBI's taxonomy places the organism in Eukaryota, Fungi, Ascomycota, Sordariomycetes, Xylariales, Microdochiaceae. Gene Ontology annotation, molecular function: poly(A) RNA polymerase activity; mRNA binding. The record is from RefSeq and is a predicted model, not a curated record. The transcript is spliced from 3 exons. Gene Ontology annotation, cellular component: nucleolus; TRAMP complex. Gene Ontology annotation, biological process: RNA 3'-end processing.